AUGGACUCCAUUCUGCCAAUGGGCGGCUUUCAGCUGCCGUUUCAGCGCCGGCUGAGCCGUCUCUACAAUGACACCAAAAAGUCGGGCGACUUCGUCAAAGAGCCUGCCCAGCAUGAGGACGACCCCGAGAUCAAGGCGCUCUAUCGCAAGCUGCGCAUCCAAAAGGACCGCUUUGUCAGCUGGGGGCUGGAGUGGUCAGAUCCCAACCAGUCUACCGAGAUCGAUGAGUCUCUUUCCAAGGCUGGCUUGAGUGAGGUUGUCGGCAGUAUCAUGUCUACUAUCAAAGACAUCCUUGCUGAAGCCGAGCCCCUGUGGAUGAGCUACAAGCGAGUCGUUGAGGGAGUUCGACCAUCGCCAGAUCGCAAGGCGCCCUUGGUCCAGUGGGAUAAGACGCGGUUCGAAGACCUCAUUCGCGAUCUCACUGCUUCCAUCGACACCCUCUACGACUUGUCGCGAAUGCGCUCAACCGAGGUCUCGACUCGCCAAGUGACCAAGCUGGCUAUCAAGUCGGCCGCCUCCGAGGGAGAUUUUAGACCAUUCGAGUCGACGCGCAUGCAGACUCCCCAGCAGAUCGACCCCAAAAGUCUGACGCACCUGCAGCCGCUGCAAGAUGGACUGAGUGCUAUAUCGGCGUCUUGCCGACACGUUGUCUACAUGAGCAAGACUGCCUACUCUGAGCUCACAACGCAAGGGGCUACUCGUCAACCAUGGGCUCCUCUGCUGCUGGAGUACGCAAACUUCGAUCCCAUCUACUCGACCACAGGCAUCAUGCCCCCGAUGGCUCGUUUCGAGAAGCUGUCGGCCGCCCUCCAGCAGGAUCCCCAGAGAGCCCCUGGUGCGUGGACGGGUCUCCCUCGUCUGCUCGGUUACUUUGAAGACCUUGAGAACUCCCGGCUGGGCCUGGUAUAUCUCUUUCCUCCUUCGUUCAACACCCUGGCUACCACCAGGGUGAGCCAGAAUCCCCAGUAUAGCUUGCCCACGCUGAGCGAUCUUCUUGCACGAGGUGGCUCUGAGCCUCCGCUCGAGGCAAAGUUUCGAUUUGCCUACAACCUGACAAACACAGUGUUCGAUCUGCACGCCAGGGGAAUCACUCAUGGCAACCUCUGCGAUGCCAAUAUUUCCUUCAGCAAAACUGCUGCGGCAGAUCCUGGCGAUAAGAAUGCCCAGGUGGACGUUCGUCGACCUGUGUUGUCAUCGUUCGAUGUCUUUACGGAAGAAGAGUCGCCCGAAUCCUCAAUAUGGCGACAUCCUCUUGAUCCUCGUGCUGCCCAGACAUCGCCUCUCCCAAAGUCGACAGACGAGCGAGUCUUGGAGGUCUACUCCUUGGCCAUGGUGCUGCUCUCCAUUGGCCUGUGGACAAAGCUGGAGAGUCUCGCUCCCACCGCAGCGCCCACGACCGUUCCUGAGAGCAUACUGGACACGCUGGCCAUCAGAUGUGGUACGCUGUACAUGAAGGCAGUCCAAGCCUGUUGGAAGGUUGUCGACGACGAACUUUCUGGAAAUUUCAAGGGCGAGUCGUUGCUUUCCGCCGUGCAGAUGCGCGUCACUCGCUUCCUGGAAGCCUGCUGCAUUCUGGAUGGCGUCAGCGGAUUCGAGGAGAGACUGGGCCAAGAGUCGUCACCUAUCGAACCCGCCCCGUUGUCUACAGCGGGGCCUUCGAAGGACGGCAAAGCAAAAAAGACAUUGCCAGGGCCUGCUGCCCCUGCUGCACCCGCCAAAAAGCCGCUUCCACCACCCGCCCCGACUCAUAUUCCAGCACCUACCACUGAGACAAAUGGCGACACAGAGCCCGAAACGAAGGAGAGCAAGUCCGAAGCCAAGGUCCGGCUAUACCCUCACGUACCCCUACCCCCCGAUGUGGUGGAGAAGUGGAAUGCCAUCCUCAUGCCCCAGAUCAACAUUGCUCUCAAGUCAUUCUAUCGGAAGCACCCAGAGUCCGUCGAGAUAUCGCUCGAGUCUGUGGGCCCAAGCCCUCACCAGACUAGACCUACCGUCCUGGUUGUCUGCACAUCCGUUGGCAAAGUCCGGGCCAUUCUGAAGAAGAAGCUCAGUGAGCUCUUCGACGACUCUACAGGCUUCGGCCUCAAGGUCUGCCGUGGAAGCGUCAUUCGGUCACGCAGACAGGCAGGGGCCAUCAAGAGAUCCAUGGCGCGGGGGAGCAGGUCGGGUGGCAAUGCAGGCAAUGACAGCGACGAUGACCAUGUCGAAGCCGUGAACCCAGAGUAUCAGGAGAGGCCACACAAUGGCGCAAGCAUUGGAGCGUGGAUAGGUGAUCGCCAUCUGCCGCCCGUCAGCUUUGGCGGCCUGGUCAUUGUGGACGACAAGACCUAUGGUAUGACUGUGCACCACAUGCUCGAUGACCCGGAUCGAGACUUCGGGUUCCCGGACACAAUGCGCAGCAGCGCCAUUCCUGGCCGCGAGUGGCUCCCCGAGUCGGCCUUUGGCAGCUUCGACAGCGAGGAUUUUUCCUAUGAACUCUCUGACACCGAAUCGGAGCCUUACUCAGAGACGGACCUGACCAGCGAUUUUGAGGAUGAAGAUGAGGAGGAAGACGAGGAGUACAAUGAGCCGGGCGAUAUCCCAGGCAUCGAGCCGGGGUGUGGUGACGGCUAUAUCGUCACCCAGCCUGCGCUCGACGACGUCGAAGAGGGAUUUUAUCCAUGUGCCGAGACGGAAGACGAAGACCAUCUUGACACGUUCAGCCUGGGCGAAGUGUAUGCUUCGAGUGGUAUCCGCCGCAAGCAAGCCAAUGGCCUGCUCCACGAAGUCGACUGGGCUCUGUUCGAAUUUGCCGAUGGACGCCUGCCAGACGACAACUGCAUCCCCAGGAUUUUCGAUGAUGGGGACCAGCAGUCUCGCAAGAGGAGCAAGAACAGUCAGCCGCCACUCCGCCCAACCACGGUGGCACCAUGGGCGGCACUUCCAGGCCUCGAGGUGCAGUGUGUCGCGCGGACAAGUGGCACGCAGACAGGGCAGAUCCUACCAGCCCUGACAAGUGUCAAGAUUUACGGGCGCCAGUCACCAAGUCAUACGUAUCAGAUCGCCAGCACCCCGCCUUCAGCAACGGGACCUGCGGCGAAGGCCUCCAUCCCGCUCGGUAUCCCCGGAGACAGCGGCGCCUGGAUUGUCGAUCGAUACCAGGGGCAGCUCUGCGGACAUGUACUGGCCUGGAGUCAGCGCAAGCACGUGGCGUACAUGUGCCCGAUGGAUGUUUUGCUGCUCGACAUUGCGCAGACUUUGGAAGCAACUGAGGUGCGGCUGCCCGGCGGUGAGCCUGUCGUGAUGCUCAAUACCGAAGAGCUUGACAGCACAAGACGGGUGGAAGAAGAUGACGCCUUAGAAGAGGAAGGGGAAGAAGAGGAGGGCGAGGAGGAGGAGGAGGAAUACGACAUGCCGCCGGUGCUUGUGGGCGAGCCGUCGAGCCCGAAGAGGAUUCCAACGCCGGCCACGUCUUCCAGUCCGAUUAUACUGGACGUCGCGGAGAUGCCGGGGCUGACGAGGAAGAUGGAGAGCAUGAAGGUCGGGACGCGUAGGAUUGAUGUGAAUGGGUAAAAGAUUGGGAUGAUUUGCGUCUUGGGUUCAUGACGAUUCGGCAGUGUUAUGUUUUCUCUUUUCACUUCUUGUAUACCCUACUUUUUGGCAGAAGAUCACGCAGUAAGCUAUGAU
Trichoderma reesei QM6a is the source of this 3666-nucleotide messenger RNA. RefSeq lists its product as uncharacterized. Lineage: Eukaryota; Fungi; Ascomycota; Sordariomycetes; Hypocreales; Hypocreaceae. The record is from RefSeq and is a predicted model, not a curated record. The transcript is spliced from 2 exons. Bases 1 to 3552 code for a protein of 1183 amino acids.